This is a messenger RNA of Blastomyces dermatitidis ER-3, 268 nucleotides long. RefSeq lists its product as uncharacterized. The transcript has 2 exons. NCBI's taxonomy places the organism in Eukaryota, Fungi, Ascomycota, Eurotiomycetes, Onygenales, Ajellomycetaceae. The annotation marks the transcript as partial. The record is from RefSeq and is a predicted model, not a curated record.
UGUUUAUCAUCUGACUUUGUGAUGCAGAUGAAGAAUAUUCAUGUUUUCAGAAAUGAGAAUAUGAAUAUUAUACUCUUUUACACUUAUAAGUGUGAGACUCAUACACCUUUUACUCUGAUGUCAGAGAUCAUUCUGAUUGAAGAUGAUAAUAUCACUGAGACUACUCUCUUUCACUCUCAAGCUUCUUUCAUCACUUUCUCUUCCUUUUCUGUGAGGAAGAUUGUGUACACAUCAGAUUAUAAGUAUUCAGUCUCAGAUGACUUCUGCU